AGUGUGCGCUGGACAGCGCAUUCUCGAUAUCGCAUGGCUGUUUAUUUGACUCAUGUAGAUAAUGAAAAUAAAUACAUGUAAAUAGUAUAUUAGAUUUCUUCAAUCAUCAUUCACUAACAGCCAGUCGAACGAAGAUUACUGACGUGAAAUACAAAAAUGAUCUUCAAAAAUUCACUUAUCCUUUUAUUGUGCCUUUUUGGUGCUGUGUAUGGAAAGUUUAUACAAUGCGAAGAGGAAGAAGGAAAAUCUCGUAUUGGUGAAGUUAUUGACGUAGAGGUUUCCGGAUGUCAAAAUACUAAAUACUGUCCACUUAUAAGAGGACGAAAUGCCACAAUAACAAUAACAUUUAAAGCAAACGAAGACAGUGAUGAAUUGAAGUCUGUAGUCCAUGGUGAAGUAUUAAGUGUACUAGUUCCAUUUUCCCUACCCAACGGAAAUGGAUGUUCGGAGUCUGGAGUAACAUGUCCAGUUAAAAGUGGACAAACUUACAAAUACUCCACAUCAUUGCCGGUCUUAUCUGAAUACCCAAAGAUGAAGUUAAGGGUCAAGUGGCAGCUACAAAAUAAAGAGAGUAGUGAUUUUGUUUGCGUCUUCAUCUUUGCACAAAUUAAAGACGCUUAAGGAAGCAUUGUUAUUUUAUUGAAAUAAAAAGCAGACUUAAGAUGUUGUUGUAAUUUAUUUCCAAUCAAUUUCUAAGGCACAAAUAUAAAGUAUAUAAAGAGUCUUCUUUGAUUUGCCAGUACAUAGUAAAAAUAAAAUAAUAAUAGAAACGCUGAAAAAAUUGCAAAUAAUACAUAUUACAAUAAAAGUCUGUUAAAUCAAAAAAUCUUUAUACUAACGGACCUUCGUAGAAAAAUUUUUUGAUUGGGCGUUCAUCGAAAAAAUUAAAGUUUUAUACAAAAAUAGAAAGAUUUGUAAAAAAUGUGAUGGCACAACGUGUUUUUUAAGUGGACAAAGUAAAGAAAAAGUAUACAAGUUUAACUUAUCGUCAUAUCACAAUUUCAUUUUUUUAGUUAAGUAUUCAAGUUGGUUAUUUUGUUAAAGCAAAAUUAAAUAAUUUAUGUUAAAAUGUAGGCACAUAAAUUAAAUAAUUUUUCGCUUUAAGUUGGUUCUCUAUUCUAGUUUAAAGCAAGACACAUAUGCCAUUUUAGAUCUAAAAAGGCACAGUAGCACCGUAACUAAUAGAUAAUUUUGUUUUUAUCAUUCUUACAGCACAAAAGCCAAUAAUAAAUAAAUAUUAAAUUAAUUUAUAUCAUAUUUUAUUUUUUAUUAGGUAAUUUCUACAUAGCCAAUAUUAAUCAAAAUAUCAAC
This is a messenger RNA of Brassicogethes aeneus, 1311 nucleotides long. NCBI's taxonomy places the organism in Eukaryota, Metazoa, Arthropoda, Insecta, Coleoptera, Nitidulidae. The record is from the annotation of a GenBank genome assembly.